AUGAGUCUGCUGUCUUCUUCCAUCGGCAACGUUCGCUGCCUCGCGGACGAGGAGGCCGACCACAAUAUGCUUCAGGAGAUCCGCAGUCUAAUCAAUAUCUUCAUUUACGAAUAUUUCGCGCGAUAUCUAACCAUCAAUCGGAAGGACGACGGCGAGUGUGGGUUGAAAAGGCAAAUCUUCCUGCAUGAAAAAACUAACCUAGGCAAAUCUGCGUUCUUGACGUUUCCAGGACCGAACGGUUGUCCGAGGCGCAGGGGCCGGCAGACGUACACGCGGUUCCAGACGCUCGAGCUGGAGAAGGAGUUCCACUUCAACCCAUACCUUACGCGACGGCGGCGAAUAGAGGUCGCGCACGCCCUUUGCCUCACCGAACGUCAGAUCAAGAUCUGGUUCCAGAAUCGGCGGAUGAAGCGGAAGAAGGAGCUGAGGGCGGUGAAAGAGAUCAACGAGCAGGCCAGGCGGGAGCGCGAGGAGCAGGAUAUCAUGCAAAAGCAGCAGGCCGAGAAGCAGGCGAAGUUGCAGCAGGAGCAGCAGAACGCCGCGCUGCAGCAUCAGCAGCAGCAUCACGUGAGCGGCCUCGACAAGACGCAGAGCGAUCUUCUGAAGGCGGUCAGUAAGGUGCCCACAUAGGAGACUUUGCUGAGCCGGUUGUCUUUCUUUUAAAGAAGAAACAAGAGACUGGACGCAGCUUUUAGACGCAGACAUCGAAGCGAAGUAGCUGGUAAAAGGUCGGCCAAAAUGUGUGUGUAGAGGACCUUUAAAAAAAAAAAAAAAAAAAGAAAAACGAGAAAAA
Molecule: messenger RNA, 793 nt
Organism: Frieseomelitta varia
Lineage: Eukaryota; Metazoa; Arthropoda; Insecta; Hymenoptera; Apidae
Product: homeobox protein abdominal-A homolog
Exons: 3
Coding region: 1-630 (209 amino acids)
Biological process (GO): negative regulation of transcription by RNA polymerase II; anterior/posterior pattern specification
Cellular component (GO): nucleus
Molecular function (GO): DNA-binding transcription factor activity, RNA polymerase II-specific; RNA polymerase II cis-regulatory region sequence-specific DNA binding
Source: RefSeq, a predicted model, not a curated record